Messenger RNA from Rotaria sp. Silwood2, 1009 nucleotides. The record is from the annotation of a GenBank genome assembly. Lineage: Eukaryota; Metazoa; Rotifera; Eurotatoria; Philodinida; Philodinidae.
UAACGGAUUCCCUUUUCGAAGAAGAAUUUUUCUUUUGCGCAACCCUUUCUCUUACGAAGUGGAUCUCUUUGACGACGAUUCUAUCUCGUUCGUUAUAGUAAUUCCUAAUAUUCCCGUCAGUGCCCAAUGGGCGCAGAAUGGUUUCACUGUGGCUGGAGGAAAUGGAGAAGGCAAUGAAACUAAUCAACUCUCUUAUCCAUGGGGUUUGUAUGUUGAUGAUGAUCAAACUGUCUAUGUCGCUGAUCGGGAGAAUGCACGUAUUGUGGAAUGGAAAUGGGGUGCGAUGAGUGGUCAAGUGGUUGCCGGUGGAAAUGGAGAAGGAAGUGGGGGUCAUCAGUUGUCUUACCCAUUAGGUGUGUUUAUCGACAAAGAGAGAGAUAGUCUCAUCAUCUGCGAUGGUUCGAAUAAGAGAGUGGUUCGAUGGCCUCGUCGAAAUGGGAUAAGUGGAGAAACAAUCAUCUCCAACAUCUCUUGUGUAGGUUUGACAAUGGACGAGAAUGGAUCUCUCUAUGUCACUGACGUUGGAAAAGCUGAAGUGAGACGAUAUCGAAGAGGAGAAUCUCAAGGAACAGUGGUUGCAGGUGGCAAUGGGCAUGGAAAUCGUCUUGAUCAACUCUCUUCCCCAUACUAUGUAAUCGUCGAUCGAGAUCAUUCAAUGUACUUCUCUGAUUGGAAUAAUCAUCGUGUGAUGAAAUGGGUGGAAGGUGCAAAGGAAGGCAUUAUCGUGGCUGGCGGUCAAGGACAAGGAGAUGAUCUUACACAAUUGUAUCAUCCUUAUGGAGUGAUUGUCGAUCAAUUGGGCACUGUCUAUGUGGCUGAUGGUCCGAACCAUCGAAUCAUGCGUUGGCCCAAAGGAGCCACACAGGGAAGUGUCAUUGUUGGUGGAAACGGUGAAGGAAGACAGUCGAAUCAACUCAAUUGGCCCGCAGGUUUGUCGUUCGAUCGGCACGGCAAUCUCUAUGUCGCAGAUCUAUUUAAUUAUCGUGUUCAACUCUUUUCUCUGAAUUGA